UCGCUUCGCGCGCGCAGCCCCGCAGCGCAGCUGUCUUCGGGGACGCCAGCCGCCGAGCCAGCCGCGCCGAGUUUGUGCCGGAGGCCACUUGGAGGAACGGGGACAACUAUCCCUUUGGGCUGCAGGAACUCCGCUGAGCACAACCAGCCGCCAGAAUGCUCCUCUUGUUGCUGGGCAUCAUCGUCCUCCACGUCGCAGUGCUCGUGCUGCUCUUCGUCUCCACGAUCGUCAGCCAAUGGAUCGUGGGCAAUGGACAUGCAACCGACCUCUGGCAGAAUUGUAGCACCUCUUCUUCUGGAAACGUCCACCACUGCUACUCAUCGUCAGCAAAUGAAUGGCUGCAGUCUGUCCAGGCCACCAUGAUCCUGUCGAUCAUCUUCAGCGUUCUGUCCCUGUUCCUGUUCUUCUGCCAGCUCUUCACUCUCACCAAAGGGGGCCGGUUUUACAUCACCGGAGUCUUCCAGAUCCUUGCCGGUCUGUGUGUGAUGAGUGCAGCGUCCAUCUACACGGUGAGGCACCCAGAGUGGCAUCUCAACUCUGACUACUCCUACGGCUUCGCCUACAUCCUGGCCUGGGUGGCCUUCCCUCUGGCCCUUCUCAGCGGCGUCGUCUACGUGAUCUUGCGGAAACGCGAAUGAGGUGCCCAGACGGUUUGGUCUGAGGCACUGAGCGUACAUCGGGGGAAGGGAGGAAGGAAACCAGAAAAAAAAAAAAAAAAAAAAAGAGAAAGAAAGAAAAAAACCCAACCCAAA
This is a messenger RNA of Panthera uncia (snow leopard), 752 nucleotides long. It is a transcript of the gene PMP22, whose product is annotated as peripheral myelin protein 22. The record is from RefSeq and is a predicted model, not a curated record. Bases 156 to 638 code for a protein of 160 amino acids. The transcript is spliced from 5 exons. NCBI's taxonomy places the organism in Eukaryota, Metazoa, Chordata, Mammalia, Carnivora, Felidae. Gene Ontology annotation, cellular component: plasma membrane.